AUCUACAUGGAUCAUAAAUCGGUUAAAGAUAAUGGCCUGCCGGCGCUAUGUUUUGUCUGUAUAUUUUUGUUUCUGGAGAAUGAUCGGGUAAAGGGAUAGAGAAAAGUCGACGAACAUGAGGUUUUUGGUUUGGAGAAAUUAUGAGAUGGAAAGACAAAACUGCGUAGACUGACAGUUGGGGACAGUCAAAGUAAAAUUGAAGAGAUGUGUCGGAUCGGCCACGACCACGCCCACUUUGAUUAUUUACUUUAGUGAGCUGUGCACGUGCAUUACUUCCGAUCCCCGCUCCAUGGCCGGCCAUUUCUAUGCUCUUUUCAGGUCAGUUGACUUGCUGCGGGAGACCACACAACAUCAGGGGAAAAUUGCUUAGUCAUGGUAGGCAUAUGCCACACUCAUUGGUAAGCAUAUAUGCCACUCUCAUUUGCUGCAAAGCUAGCUUGGAGAAGACGACCGAAGAAACAUCGCCUGGCCUGCGCAUGCAUGAUACGGUAUCCCUUUGCAAUCGCAAAAGUAGACAGGAAUAACCGUCGUUUCUGGGGAUUUAUUCAACAAUUUCUGACAUUUUACUUUAAUCCCCAUUAGGUGAGUGGAGCCAACGCAGUUCAGCGGAACAACCAAAAUACAGAGACUGAAGCUUUUGGUCUAUCGCAAAAGAAGCCCGACCUGGCCCGACGUGUUGACAGCGUUCGCUCGAUGGUUAAGUUGGAGGACAAAACUUUUACUUCACUUUAGUAGCAUAUAUUUACUUGGCACUGGCUUAAUUGCUUAGAAAAAAGACACAUCAGAUCAGGUCAUGGCAACACAAAGCGGAUUGAAAGUAGUUCUGUUCCUGGGAACAUGCAGAGAAGGACGAGUCGGGAUUCGAGUGGCAAACUUCAUGAUCAACCAACUGAAAGCAAGAGGACAUGACGUGCAUUUUAUGGAUGCACAGGAACUGAAUCUUCCAAUCCUGACCAAACCGUUGCACUUCUACACGGACCAGACGCAAGCCCCUGCUAUCCUUCAGGAAGCAAAGACAAAGAUCGUUGCUGCCGAUUGUUAUGUUGUGGUCUCUGGAGAGUACAAUCACUCCAUCCCACCAGGUCUUAGCAAUCUAUUUGAUUACUUCCCUGCGUCUAUCUUCAGCUACAAGCCUUCGGGGAUCGUAUGUUACUCCCCAGGUCCUUAUGGUGGGAUGAGGGCCGCCAUUCAGCUGAGGGCAUUCCUGGGCGAAAUGGGCUGCAUCAGCGUGUCCAAUAUCUUUGGCAUCCCCAACGUCGGUAACGCUAUCAGCAAAGAGGGGAAACCCCUCAACGAGUACAUGGAGAAAGGGGCCGAGAAGCUCCUGGCUCAGCUGGACUGGAUGGCCGAAGCUAUGAAGGCUAAGCGUGAGAAAGAGUUUACUUCAUGAGGUCUAUCCUCAUCCAAUGUGGAUUUAAAACCUAGAGGAGGCUGGUUUUGGGCUCUAGAUAAGAAAAAUUGUGUGGAUACAGCAUUUGCUCUGUUAAGUUCCCUAUUCCUUCUCCAAGACUAUUGAAGUCUUUACUUUCAGACCCUGUUCUGGACCAAAUUGUCUUAAUCAAACCCAGUUUAAUACUUAUGUCUAUUUGUUUAUCGUAAUGGAAUAAAUCAUCUUUUGAGCUGAGAGGAAGCGAUGCAGUUGUCACCAGGGCAAAUGUGGCAUUGAGUUUUGGGUGUUUUAGCAGGGUUUAAACUUGGUUCGUGCUUUGCCUAUAUGAUAUAUAAGCUGUGUCUUUCAUAUAGAUAGAUGGCAUACACUAUAUUCAUGUAUAGAGUAGUCUUUUGUGACAAGGGAUUUGUUUGAAUAUGAAUAUGAUCUGCAAAUGGUUGGCGAUGAUGUUAUUAUGAGCAAGGAAAGAGUGGGAAAUUAAUAUGGAUGUGCCAUCUAGUACUUCACUGCCCAUCUUAAUUAACUUCAUUAAAGUUCAGUGUAGUUUGAUUAUUGAGUCUAGGGCCCAUUUCAUAAAAACUACUGCAACCUUUUGCUAUUACUGUAUUGUAACUACCAUGGAAAACUUUAUUUUGAUUGGCUGCUUUACCGAGUUACCAUGGUAAUGGCAAAGUAACAUUAGUUGUAAACUCUUGAUGAAACAAUGCCCUAAUAGGUGCUAUUAGGUGAUCAAGCUUGAAUUGUAAUAUUUUACCUCGUCAAAAAAAGAGUAAUUUUGAAUUCUAGUAUCGUAGAGGGUUAUUUCAACUGUUUCAUUUCCUGAUUAUAUAACUUAAUGAACUUUUUAAGUUCGGAGGAUGAGGAUGAAACAAUCAUUCUAUUUGAAAUUUGCGCAACUUCAGGAAUGCAGACAAGAUUUCCUGUCGGCACUUCCAGUUGACAAUUUACCCAUCCAAGUUUUGCAAUAUGAUCGAAUAUAUUUUAUCAGGCAAUCAUGCAUAGUCAAAUAAGUUUGUUUUCAAUCGUGCAAUGGACAGAAUACUUCAUUUGGCUACACCUCGUUGAAUGGAUCUUCAUCUUUCACCUCGUGAAAUAUUCUUUCCAUUGAACCCAUUAUAAGCAUUGAUUAUUGUGUAAUAUAUUCCACUAGUUGUGAGUUAAGUUACAUGAUAAAAUCAAUUAAUUUUCACCUUGAUAGUGUAGGUUUUCUUAUUGAGCUUGUUACAAGUGAACUGGACAAGUGGGUAAAGUUAAUUACCUAAAGUUGAAUCUCUUGGGACCCCAGAAACCUAUUUGACUUGGGAGAAAAUUUGUGUUACAAGUUACACCAUCGUGGCUAAACCCAGUUGGUCUACUGUAAAUUUGGUCCAUUCGCCACUUUGUCCAACCAUCAUUUUGUCAUUACUCACUUUGGUCACAUGUCAAUUGGUUUAAUGGCUGGAUGACCUUAAUUUCCACUUUGUCUGCCUACUUUUUCAUACUUGGUGUCAAGUAGAAAGUUGUUAAAAACUUCAUUAAAAAAAUCAUCUUAUCAUGUAGAUUAUUAAGUGGUGUUAGACCAUGUGUAUUUUGACAAAAUUGUUAGACUAAGUGUAUUUUGACAAAAUUGUUAGACCAAGUGUUUUUGACAAAAUUGUAAUAGCCUAAUUGGAAAUGAGACAAAAUGAGAAAUGGCUUAGUGGCAGUCAGACCAAAUACUUAAUAGACAAACGUUUGUAGACGAACUAGGAUCAGACCAUGUGGGAUGAGAGCAAAUGGAAUGUUGGCAAAAUAUUACCACUUCCCCGUAUUCAGAUUUACCCAAAUUUGAUUACAUUCAGAUUGUAUGAUGCAAGUAUUUGGAGGGUGAGAUGUUGAAUAUCACUUGAUAAGUGGUAAUUUAGAAAACCAAGCACAAUUAGCUUAGAUACUUAUAUCAUGCUUUCAGCUACAGUACUUUAUAGUGGUAAUUUUGGAUUAAGUAAGCUUUAUAUUUGUGUAAUACAGGUAUGUAGCAGUCUUUCAAGUAGGUUGAGGAGUUUAUAUACACUCCUGUAAACAAAUGAUAAACAUAGCCUAGAAAGUCCUCAUGGGGGCGCUAAUAGCAAUAUAUUAAUUGUCAUGUACAGGGCACAGUACAAAAAAGGUUGAUAUCUCUGAUUAUCGACCUCUUUAUUUUGAAGGAAAAUUUUUAGAUUAAAUGUCUUAUGCCUAUUCAAGUAAAAAUUGUUGGUGUCUUAUUUUAUAGAUUGUUGGAAUCCUUGUGUUGUAAUGGUAUACAACGUAUGAUCUGCAUUGGUGUCAUAAAUAUAUAUCUGGAUAAUUCUUGCUUAAAAAGCAAAUCAUCAGACUUUAUAACUAAGAUAGAUGUUAAUAAACCAAAUUCAUUAUAUUUCAGUACUUUGCAUUUACAAUUUAAUGACCAAUUUUCAAUAGUUACGGUAUUCCAGAGUGACAUUUUUGUUCCAAUUCAUAGCUUCUGCAAUACCAGUAAUAUAUCAUGAAUGUCUGUUAAAGAAGAAUAAAUGCAAAUACAUGUACAUUUACAUUAUAUUUCCAGUCAAGGCUGUUUGCAGGAAUUGUUUUCUAGGGGUCAAUAAUCUAUCAAAUGUCCAUCGAUGUCUGCAAGCAAGGGGGUGAUUUUUAUGACCUGAUCACAAGGACACGUUUUUUGUUUUAUUUUGAAAUUGAAAGUACAGUGUUCAGCUAAUAGAUAUGGGGGGGGGGGGGUUGGCAGUUUAAACAGGUUUUAAAAAUUCCCCACUGCAUAUGUGAAAUGAAAAUAGAUAUACCUCAUUAAAGAAUGAAAGUGAAUGCAAAUGUGUAUAGUUUUGUACCAAUUUUCUAUUAUGAAUUAUAGUUUUAGAAUGUUUAUUGAUUUCUAAUAAAUUUGAAACAACUCUCCUUUCCUUUUUA
Molecule: messenger RNA, 4285 nt
Organism: Lytechinus pictus (painted urchin)
Lineage: Eukaryota; Metazoa; Echinodermata; Echinoidea; Temnopleuroida; Toxopneustidae
Exons: 3
Coding region: 794-1390 (198 amino acids)
Cellular component (GO): cytosol
Molecular function (GO): oxidoreductase activity; FMN binding
Source: RefSeq, a predicted model, not a curated record